Molecule: messenger RNA, 213 nt
Organism: Caenorhabditis bovis
Lineage: Eukaryota; Metazoa; Nematoda; Chromadorea; Rhabditida; Rhabditidae
Source: the annotation of a GenBank genome assembly
AUGAACAAGAGGAAGCUGGAUGAUGAGGAUGAGGAAAAGGACGACGCCGUCGCCGCCUCGCUGAUGAUGCGAUCUCUCGAUUUCGGUCGAUCCCCGCAAAACGUUGCGGCUGGUGCACAUGACAAAACGGAGAACACUGUUCGGAGAAGCAGAAGCAAGUACGAGUAUGAUGAUGAGAAGAAGGAGUGGGAGUUGGACGAGCAUUUUGUGUAA